UGGCCAACAGACAGGAACAACGCAACCAGGUAUCCAAUCGGCUCUCUCCUCUUCCUUCUCAAUGGCACUGCCACCUCCUCUCUCGGCAGUCGGCUCUCGUCUUUUUAGCUACCUCUUGGAGAUUCGAUCAUGGCAGCUGCCUAAUACGCUUGCUUCUAAUGCUUCGUAACUCCUAUUCGAAACCGCACUCCCUUCUACUCCAUUUUUGGUUUUCAUUCUCUUGUUCGAGAAUCACUCUUUGUUGGGUGUUGGCUGUCAAAUCUUCGCCUUUGUGGAGACAAGCGCCUAAAAAUCCGAUCUUUUUGAUGCACUGUUGCUCAAUUUCUUAUUUCGCCAUCAGAUACGAAGGAAAUGGAUGCGAGAUUGUAGUGGCGGAGACCUGAUGCUCCUGAACCAAAAAAUGUCGUCCUUCGGCGAUAUCCAUCAUUAAUGUUAGUUUUAGAUGUUCCUUUUUUGCUUCCGAAGAUCAAUGAGAUCGUUCGACUUGGGCGAUUGGGAUUGGCGGAAUCAAUUCCGAUCGUCGACGUUGAAAGAUUUCGCCUUUUAUUUCCCCCUUAUGGAACUGAUUCAUCGGCUUUCGUAGAUUAUGACCUUACAUCCAAUUGUCUUAGUGUUGCUGGUUUUAGGGUUGAUGGGUAGAGGUACAGGAAAGGGGAAGAAAUUGACUCUGUCCAGUUAUAAUGAGGAUCCAAAGAGUGGCGGUGAAGAGCUUCUCCCUGCGUAUAAGAGGAAAAAUAGGCCUCAAAAGCCUUUGAACGAUGACAUCGAUGAAGACGCUGAGCAAACUGAAGAAGGAGAAGAUGAUUUAAAGCUUAGUGCACUGAACGAAGAGGUUAAGGUCCUAACAAUGGUGAACGGGAAGAAGAGGAAGCUUCUUUCAAAAGCAAAAGAAAUCCCUGAAUUACUGGAAACAGAAAAUGGUUCUGGAUCUAAGACUAAGGAGCAUUCAACUUGUUCUAAUAGUUUUCGACGCAUUGGCAGCCGGCGGAAAAGUAAGCCUCGUAGGGCGGCUGAGGCCGGAGUAAGUGAGAAUUUCUACCAAUUUUGCUGAGCUCUUGUAUCGGUCCAUAUACAACUAUGGCUGAUGUUUGUGAUCCGAGGUGGUUCGCCCUUUCUUCCCCCCAUUCAUUUGCUUGACAUGAAUUAGCUUGGGUUUAAAUAAUAGCUAUACCGUGUAAUCUUCUAUGCUCAUAAAGCUAGAUUCAAGCUUUAGUUGAGUCUCUUUUUUCUAAGAAUCUUGAAAAUGAAGUUUUUAUUCUUACUAUUGGUUUAGUGUUUUCACUGGAACACUUGCUAUUGUCUUGCUUUAUUUGAACUA
Molecule: messenger RNA, 1318 nt
Organism: Zingiber officinale
Lineage: Eukaryota; Viridiplantae; Streptophyta; Magnoliopsida; Zingiberales; Zingiberaceae
Exons: 2
Coding region: 587-1051 (154 amino acids)
Source: RefSeq, a predicted model, not a curated record